Molecule: messenger RNA, 3198 nt
Organism: Fomitopsis serialis
Lineage: Eukaryota; Fungi; Basidiomycota; Agaricomycetes; Polyporales; Fomitopsidaceae
Exons: 14
Coding region: 1-3198 (1065 amino acids)
Biological process (GO): L-leucine biosynthetic process
Cellular component (GO): mitochondrion
Molecular function (GO): 2-isopropylmalate synthase activity
Source: RefSeq, a predicted model, not a curated record
AUGGUCACAACAAAGCGUGCGGCGAGGCUCCCAGAGGACGCACCACUACCUACCGCAGGCGGUACCUCGACCGCGCUCGGACUGCUCGCCGGUGCCGACCGAGUCGAGGGCUGUCUUCUCGGGAACGGUGAGCGGUCAGGCAGCGUAGACCUCGUCGCCGUCACGCUCAACAUGUAUACGCAAAGCGUGCCUUGCAGACUGGACCUCAGCAAUAUACAAUCCACGAUAGACCUCGUAACCGAGCUCACCUCCAUCCCUGUCCAUCCCCGGCACCCCUACGCCGGGGAGCUCAUCUUCACCGCCUUCUCCAGUCAGCACCAGGACGGGAUCAAGAAGGGGCUCGAGUCGCGAGGCGCGCCGGCCAGCCGCUGCUCUGGGACGUUCCGUACCUCCCGCUGGACCCUGCGGAUCGUUAACUCAGGCGGAACUCAGGAGGUACAAGCGCGGAUGUCAGCCAACGUGCGGUCGACCCGCGAAGUGAAGGGGCGUGCAGUUGGGAGGGAAUGGGAAGACGAGAAGAUCAGCGAGGCUCAGGCGCGGGAGCAUCAGCAAUGCGCGCGCCAGGCACCGGGGCUACAGGCUCAUGGGGCGGAGGCGCGACCUCUGGGACAACGAGUUCGGGAACAGCGGGCGCAGAUGGUGCAGCGAAGGAAGAGCCGCCCGGGACCAUCGUCAUCAAGCAGCGGUCUAUUGCGGUCCGAUGCUCUUGCACUUGGCUUCCAUCAUCCUCCGAAGUUCGCGCGACCGCUACGACCGACGGAAGACUUCGAGAACCUCAUCCAGCGUGCGGCACGCCAGCCCACCGGCCAGCCGACCACGAAGGCUAAGACUGGUCAGGCCGCUGUAAAGUCAGCGCCGGCUGCUAAGAAGUCCUCCACCGCUACGAAAGCCUCAUCGAAGGGCGCCACGGGUUCCAAGCGCGGCAGGCAGGAAACCCCAGAGAGAAAUGGCAAGACCUCCCAGCCCGACAUUCUGUCCCCGUCCGAGAAGCGGUUGUACGACAAGUUGAAAGCGAAGAUGGAGCAGGCCGAGAAGCAGGCGGCGGCCGAACAUCGAUCCAACGUACGAAGGACGAGCACAGCUAUGUUGCUAGAGGAGAACACGUCUGGCGCAGAGGACGAGGAGGAUGAGGAUGAGCAACCGAGGCGCAAGAAGCUGAAGAAGAACGUGGAGAUCAGGCUCAGCGAGGAUGAAGAACAGGACGAGCUUGUCGAGGAGGAGGAGGUGGCGGCGGAGGCGGAAGCGGAAGCAGAGGAGGAGAUGCGAGUGGAGCCAGAGCGAGAGGUGGGCAAUGCGAACGAUGUGGAUAAUCCCCCAGAGGCACCUCUGCCUCCGCGCCCCAAACCUAAACCAAGGCCUGCGUUUGGUCGGAAGCCGGCGAACGAACCUGAGAAAGCCAAGAAUGACCGGGGCGACACUUUGCUCGACGCAGACGAGCGUAACCUUGCGACAGCUCUCGAAGACGACGAAGAGCAACGCACUAACGUCACGCAGCGUGCCAAAGCCAAGAAAGUGUGGCGCAUGGACGCCGUUGUCAUUGACUCACCUCCAAAAAAGGUGAAGAUUACGCAGCAGACGGUGGUCAACAAGAACAAGGGCAAGGGUGCGGCGGUCAAGACCAAGGGCAAGGGUGCAGCGGUUGAGAAGAACAAGGGCAAGGGUACGAGGGUCAACAAGAAGCAGAAGAAACAGCGCGACUGGUUGGACACCGACACCGAGUCGGAGAACAAGACCGAGCCGGACGCGGACGAUACGGAAGAAGACCAUGAGUCGGACAGUGACUCGGACAGCGACAGCGACAGCGACGGCGACAGCGACGACGAUGAUUCGGAGGAAGACAGAGACGCGGAGGACGAGGCGAUGGACGAGGACAGUGAGGAUGAAGUGAUCGUUGUCAAGGCCCCGAAGAGUAAGGCCGGGCAGUCCAAAGGCAAGAGAAGCAAACGUAGCAGCAGCAGCGCGGCCGGGCAGAAGUCCGAAGGUCGUCGUCGUGCGCAGGCCAGGGACAUCCCGGAGACCCUCAAGCCUAUUGUUACGUGCUCACAGAUGUACCUCCGCCUCCGCCUCUCACUCGACCACGCGUGGACCUCCGAGAAGACGCAGAACAGCAGUCAGCUGCCCCACAAGCACCUCGUCAUCAAGAGGGCCUUGAAGGACGCUCGCCGCCAUCGCGCGGAGGACGGCAAGAAGAUCGAUUACCUUGUGUCAGGGUUCAAGACCCUGAAAAAGAAACGCAACCACGUUCUUCGCGAGAACGUCGCCAGUGUUGUGUGGACAGGCGCGUCUCAGCUCCGAAACGAGGUCAAGAAGAAAGCGAAGAUUGUGGUCGACAGUGCCUACGGCCUGGGAAGCCUCUCGACGCAGCGCAGAGUCGCAGCCGCAACAUUCCUCCUCAAGUCGAACACACAGGGCAAAUUCUCAAUGCCGAAUUUUAUCUUCGGCGAAAUCGACAUCGCCUGGCAGUCGGACGAACCUUACGAGGUCGACAUGAAGGCGAGCGUCGUGAACCGCAAGAAACCGUUCCAGCACAAGGCGUUGUCCGACGUCAUUGUGCAGCACUGGUUCCAUGGACACAGGGACACUGCGUCAGUCGCAGCGUACGAUCGGUUCAGUGAGGUUCCGAACAACCUCAUAGCCCUCGUGUGCAAUGCGAUCGAGGCGGCGUUGGUGGACAUAGCCACAGGGACUCACCACUUCUCUAACAAGCUAUAUGCGGCCAAGUGGAUCAACAUCAUGGGCAUCCUGGAUCAGUUCGAAAGCAACGCAUCGGAGGCGUACCAAGCUCUGAAGGAGAUGAUGUGGACCAAUGUCAGCGCACUCAUCGAUGAGCAGCAAGUCUCGAGAUCGAAGGAUAAGCAAGACGUCGCUGACGAUGGUAGCCCUGGCGAGCAGUUCAUCGCGUGGAGCGAUGUAGAGGUCGGCGACACUAAGGCCACCGGAACGAAGGCUGCAAAGCCAUCGUCAAAGCUGUCGUCUUCGAAACCGACAUCGUCGAAGCCGUCGUCUUCGAAGCCGACAUCGUCGAAGCCGUCGUCAUCGAAGCCGACAUCGUCGAAGCCGACAUCGUCGAAGCCGACAUCGUCGAAGCCGACAUCGUCGAAGCCGCCGUCGUCGAAGCCGCCGUCGUCAAAGACGACGACGUCGAAGGCGCCUGAGGUCGAGCCUCAGGUCAACGAAGAAGAAGCUGGGCGUGUGUAA